CAAAGCUGUUGAACCUUUUAAUAAUGGGAACAUACUUUAGUGCUCAAACAACUGAAUCAACGUUUUACACUAGUGAACAAAGUCAGGUAGAAGUGUUGUCAGAACUUGAAGACAAGUUAGAUGUAUGGAAUGGGAAAAUAAAAGCACUCAGGUUGAAGAUCGAACAUUCAGAAUGUAUCAGAAAAUUCUUGCCGAGUGAAAUAAGAGCAGCGUCGGAAUAUCUUCGAACCAAGCUGAUUGAAGUACAAGGAGUCGGAUACCAUGCACCUCAAGCGAAGUCUGAUCAUGAAAACAAUCGACCACCAUCCGUCUCUGAACCCGGACAAGAAAAGAAGAACAAAUAUAACCCUGUACAGACAAACUCAUACGAAGAGCUUCAGACUUGUCUGGUCAAUGCGUUGGAACACAAUGCCCGCCUCGAGGAAUCAAACAAACGGCUUUUGGCACAACUCGAAGAUCUUUCACUUAGACUAAGCAGAUUGGCAGGUGAAAGACUGACUGAUGGAAACCCUAACAUCACCGAUCUAAGUGAUCGCAACAGACCAACAAAGCUUGGAGAGGUGUACAGUGAAUUGUACGACAACGAAUGGACAAACGCUUUUGACGGAUUGAUUAGAUCGGGUUACGACGAGUUGGAGGCAAUUCAAACUUUAAAGCUUACACUGCUGAACAUAUACGACUUUUGUGGGAAAAAGGCGGAAACAAUGCUGACUCAGACAGAAGAAGCUGUAAAUUGUUUAUUUAAGGAGUAUAAAAUGCUGACAGGGAAAAAGAAUGCACGACCACAUCUAACAGUUACAAGGAAUCAGUCCCGGGAAAUACGGCGAUCUUUAAAUAAAUUGAUGCAGGAAUAUCUCCUCCAAUCAAAGUGGAAACCAAAGACUCCUGCUGCUGCUGCAGAUCGCAAACUCGAACCUACAUACGAUGUGAGUUUAAAACCCGAGAGCAAAUCUCGUGACCAAAUCACAGCAUACGUCCUUUAG
Messenger RNA from Mya arenaria, 983 nucleotides. RefSeq lists its product as uncharacterized. Lineage: Eukaryota; Metazoa; Mollusca; Bivalvia; Myida; Myidae. The transcript has 7 exons. The record is from RefSeq and is a predicted model, not a curated record. The coding region runs from base 24 to 983 and encodes 319 amino acids.